Molecule: messenger RNA, 4676 nt
Organism: Morone saxatilis (striped sea-bass)
Lineage: Eukaryota; Metazoa; Chordata; Actinopteri; Moronidae
Product: transmembrane protein 65-like
Biological process (GO): regulation of cardiac conduction; cardiac ventricle development
Cellular component (GO): mitochondrion
Source: RefSeq, a predicted model, not a curated record
GUCUGCUGGUGCCCUCCCAUCCGCCUCACACCAUCCUGUCAGCCAGAGGUUACAGCAGGCGGGAUUACGCUCGCAAAAAUGUGAUUUUGUACAAAUCCUACAUCCAGUUAGGUGUUCUGAGGUUUGCCUGCAGCUGUCUGCUGAACAACAGCCGCUAAAGAAGAACCGAGCGGCGGAGCAGCUUCAGGAUUGUCAAGGUUUUCCUGUGGAGGUUGUUGGACGGGACAGCGGAGCAUCGACUGAGGUUCCCGGCGGUUUUGCUCGACCCCCCAUCCCAGAGAUGCUGCCCUGCCUGCGGAGAGUCCUUCGGCCCGCCCUCUCUCUGAGAGCCGGGUCCGGGUUGGCCACAGCCGGACUCAGCAACCACCAAACAUCCGCCAUAGCUCGGUUCGCCUCGGAGCCCCCGCUCUCCAUGCUGGUGCAGCGGUGUAACCUGGGCACACACCCGCAGAAGGAGCCCGUGGAGAACCUCAACUCGCCCCGGGGAGCCAAGGAGUUUAUUUAUAGCCUGCAUCCAACUGAGCGCACCUGUCUGCUGCGAGAACUGCACAAGUUCGAGUCCAUAGCCAUAGCUCAAGGGCAGCUGGAAAUUGCACCACCUACUGCAGCACAGUUAAGAUACGUUCUGCUGCACAAUGCACUCCCUUUUGUUGGAUUUGGAUUCCUGGACAACUGCAUCAUGAUUGUUGCUGGAACACAGAUUGAGUUAUCCAUCGGCGUGAUCCUCGGCAUUUCAACUAUGGCUGCUGCUGCCCUUGGCAACCUGGUGUCUGAUCUGGCAGGACUAGGACUGGCAGGUUAUGUGGAGGCUUUGGCGUCUCGGCUGGGAAUGCAGAUUCCUGACUUGAGCCCAAAGCAGGCUGACAUGUGGCAAACCAGAGUCAGCUGUCACUCGGGUAAAGCCAUUGGUGUUGGCAUCGGCUGUAUUCUCGGCAUGUUUCCUCUACUGUUCUUCAAAGACGACGAUGAGAAGAAAGAAGGCAAGAAGGGAGCGAAGGAGAAAACACAACCACCACCUGCUCCACCAGAGAGCAGCAAAAACUGAAACUGUCAACUUGGAGGAGACAAAUACUAUUUGGAAUCCAUUAGAAUACUUUAGUCUGAGACUUACAGGCCGUGUCUGGUGGACUGGAGUGUAUGGAAACGUUAUUGAACCCCAUACAGUCUAAUCGCUGGGUGCUUUGCUUUGCAGUCAAACUAUCAAAGGUAUUCUGAAGAGGAUUUUAGAUAUUAUUUUAUUGUAGACUUUGAACUUAAGCACAGGGACCUGACUGUCACUUGUCAAGAGACAGUUGAUUCAUUGGACUGCUGCUACUCCAACUAUUGCUCUCUAACCUCACCUUGUUUUGACUGACUGACACAGGCUGAAACUAAUCUAAUCUCUUAUCUAAAACACACUGCAGUGACCUCUUUCUCCUCUCUGCUCCGAGUCUGUUGAAUAUAUAAACCUCUGAGUAUAGAUGGUUUGAUGUCAAGUAAAGGUAAUCAACCAUUUGAGGGCUUGCUAGACUUCGGAACCGAUGCAAGAACAAAAACAGUCACGGCUCAUUCAGAGAAAGAAUCUGCAAGUAUCUUACAUGGCAUCUUCAUUCUUGAAUAUUGUCAGAAGAUGCAUGCCGAUUCAUUCAGCAGUGGUAAACCAUGCUAAUCAGUUUUUGAACGUGAUGAGUCAACCAAAUGGGGUCAAUUUGAAUAUAAAAGAUGCACCCUUCCACACCAAGUACAUAAUUCUUCGGUUUUACAAGCAUGUCUGCCUUUUGAUGAUGUCAGAGUCCUAAAAAGUCCUGCCGGCCUGCCUCAUUCACACUCCAUGACACCCAAUCAGCUUCGAUUAAUGAGAAGGCAGGCGGUUAAAAAUGUAACACCCGCUGGCUGCUUCUUAAGAUUUUUGUUUUUUUGUUGCUGAUGAAUUGAUUGAACAUUACAUGCUUGUAUGCUGUGUGAUAGUCACCCAAAGCAGUAACACGAACAAAAUGUCUCCCAUGUAUACUGUAUGCAAACAGGUAGGCGCAGUUCAACAUAAUGUAACCUUUUAAGGAAUAGUUGACUAUCCUCAGUAGAUUUGAGCAGGAAAUAGAGAAAUAAAGAGAGGCAGCUGGAGGAAGAGACAGCGAGUAGCUAUGGGAAAAAGAUAAGAAAUACCAUCACUGGACUACCUGAGACCUGUACCUGUACCCUGUGAUUAAUCUCCUCCAGCUCUGCAUCGACCAGCCUGCAGCUGAACUGCAACACGUCUUCCAUACGUGGUGAGACAGCACCAGGCCUCUCGUCCAGUUUCUGGGGAGCCACAUAUUAUUGUUCUUAUUUUAAAAGGCAAACUAGGUCAUCUGCUUUAUCUGCCAGCCAGGAAACAUAGCAGUAAGCAUACAUUUCCAAGUCUUAAUUCAGCUGUCACUGAUUUCUUAAUUUAUUUUUUGAGUUCUGCUUGUCACCUGCUUGGCACAGGUUUGCUCAUCUCAUCAGCAGAACUGAAGACUAUUUAUGUGGUCAAAUCUGUCUGAGAGUAAGAGAAGAAGAAUUGAAUUUCCUUGCAGACAAUGUAUUUAUUUUUGUUAUAAUAUUCAGACUAGUAUUCAUGUAUGUUCUCAUUGUAUAUAUUUUUUUUCUGAAAGGACAAUGUUAAGAAUAGAAGAUAAUUGUCAGCACAACCACAUUCGUCAACAGGACAGACUCUGCAACCAUUCACUCUGUUACAGUUCAUAACUAAACGUACUAAACAUGCUCUGAAGACUUAAUCUGUAUAAGAUUGUUCUAGUUAUUUAUUAUUUGGGUAACAGUGAUCCUAAACAGUAAUAGAAUGAAGAAAAUGUACAAAGAAUUGAACAUAUUAAUGUAGUUAGGAUUUUUGAUCUGAUUGCUUGAUUUCCCACUUGCAUGCACUACUAAUAAAAAAACAAUACUGUACAUGUUUACUUUGUAAGGAGAAUAAAAAAAAACAUGGGUAUGUUCUAAACUUGUGCUCUGUAGCAGGAUACAAAUCACUGGAGGUGAUAAAACACAAGUAACUCAGGCUGGAUUAAAGAUCAGAUUUUUGACUAUUGUGAUAAAAAUAUAUAUUUUAUGGCUGUCGAAACAAUAAUAAAGCACAAGGAAUCGCAUGUGUUUACCUUUUCAGACAGCCAAUGAUAAAUCGUUCAAAAUAGGAUUGUGUGUUUGUGUGUAGCCUUGCAGAAGUUUUGCGGAUUGGUAACAGAGCCUUCUCCUACAAAGAGCAUUAUGUGAAGAGAAAACUCUGCUUGAUGGGCAAAAAGUGAUAAUAGUAGUAGUUUCAAAUAAUAGCAAUUUGCCUCCUUGUAUUGGAUCAUUAAGUUGACUGUCUCAGUGCUUUAAGACUGUCUUUAGUGCACAGCCAGUCAUGGUGAGAAAAUAUAAUCUCAGUGUCAAAAUACUGUAAUUUGGGGGCCAUUAUCCUUUUUCGUAUAUUCAUGCACUGCAUCACUGAACUUAUUUGUGGUUAAAAAUAAAUGAAAUAAACACCUACAAAAAGAGUUAUCUUGAAUUGAUGUAAUUAAAUCUUUAAAAACAGGUGGAAUGUUAAAUCAAAGAUGACUCAAAAAGCACAUUAACUUAUUCUUCACGGGUUUCCACCUUGAUGUGUGAAAUGCAGACCAUAAGUGCAAACUUACGGACAUUAUUUUAUUUUAUAUCUGCCAGUAUUUGUAUUUUGUAUACUGUAAACCAGCCUUCUAUAUUAAUUUGGCUGAUACACAUGCAAGGGAUGAGUUAUUUCAAAGUUAUUUUUGCUCUCAGUGUUUGUAUGGACCUGUUUUAGUUUCAGAGGAUUUGGAUAUUUGGACAGGCAGGAGUCAUUAGUCAGAGGCAUUUCAGUAUAAAGUACACAGUAGAGCUUCAUCUCUAGACCAGAAAACCAUCAGUGCUGUUUAAGAAAUUUAGCCAUUUAGUUUCAUUGCUGUGGGGUUUGAAAUGUUAGUCAAUCUCAUACUUUGCCCUAGACUGAAAUAUAUAACUAUUAGAUGGAUUGCUAGGAAAUUUUGGACAAACAUGCAUGGUCCCAAUAGAAUAAAGUUUACUACCUUUGGUCAUUUCUUCUGGUGCUUUUCCUCUUGUGUGGUGUGAGCUCUGCAUCUGUAUUGCUCAAAAUAACUUUUGCUGCUUUGGGGCAAUGGAGAGCUGAGAUUGCAUCAAAACCUCUGAACCUUUAACUUUUCAGGAGCUAAGAAAAAAGAACUUGGUUUUAACUUUUGACAUUAUGGGAUUGGAGUUUACCCACUCAGUUUUCUCAGUAAUCCUUCAAACUCGAGUAAAAACAAACAAGUCACAAAAUUGUUAUUAAUUAUAAAUGAAACUUCAACACAUCCACACAUAUCUGAUAUAUUCUGUACUGCACAGACAUGCAUAUACAGUAAUGUAUAUCCCUUUUAAUCAAUUUAAAAGUAAUAAAAUCUGUAUAAUACGGGUUAAAACCUGAUUUGUACCAAUGUCCCUGUGACGUGCUAAAAUCACUACUGCUUUCUGUCAGUGCUACGCUGAUUUUUUGUUCUAAAGUAUACAUUCAGUAUGUGCUCUGUACGUAUGUGAAAAGAAUAGAGAAAAUAAAAUCAUAAUUUAGAAUAAAUAUAAUAUAGAGGAAACAAUGGAGUAGAGAGAGUCUGUGUGUGAUCAUCCUUUAUUUUAUCUGCUUUGAUUAAACUGUUACCACUUGGCUGCAAACAUCU